UCAGGGCUCUGCUCAGACCUCAGGGCCUCAGGUUCUUCUCCUCCCUCUGUUUCUUAAACCUUUCCCUUCUCUCGGACUCUCCUCCCUUGCUCUUCCUUCCCUGUCGGCGACGCCUGGGCGAGCGGCGGCGCCAUUUGUUACGUCUUCGCCCAGCCCUUUGCCGGCGACGAGCAUCCACCAGGUAUUACUCUGAAUGAUGGCAACUCUGAAAGAUGCUGCUGCAAGGAAGCCUGUACUGGCAACAAUCCGUCUUAUUGUUCCAGCUGGUGCUGCCCGUCCUGCACCUCCAGUUGGUCCAGCGCUGGGUUUCUAUCGGCUCAAUUUGAUGGCUUUCUGCAAGGAUUUCAAUGCCAGGACCCAGAAGUACAAGGCAGACACUCCAAUGCAAGUCACCUUAACUGCUUACAAGGAUAGCACCUUCGAGUUUGUGGUCAAGUCACCCUCCGUAUCAUGGUUCCUCAAGAAGGCUGCAGGAAUAGAAACAGCCAGCAGUCGCCCAGGCCACAGCAAUGUGUCAUCCCUCACUCUCCGCCAUGUGUAUGAGAUUGCAAAAUUGAAGCAGGCUGACCCCUUCUGCAAGCACAUGUCGCUUGAGGCGCUGUGCAAGUCCAUCAUUGGCACAGCUAACUCCAUGGGCAUUGAGAUUGUUAAAGAUCUAUGAGAAGCUUAGUCAGGAAGAAUUCCGUGACAUUUGUGUGUUACUAGUUUUUAGUUCGUUCUGGAGAGGUAGAACUCUGCUAUCUUACUGAGCUUUCUACCAUCGUGAUGUCUGAUGCCCUUCUGGAGUAUAAACUCUUAUACGAUUUCUGGCAUACCCUUUGGUCCAGCCUUUUUUUUUGUUCCCUUUUUGUUCUUUUCUUGGCAACUUAACUGGUAUUUGUGGUUUCACGGUGGUGUUUCAAAUAAUACAUUGCGAUGCCAGUGUCUUCCACA
Molecule: messenger RNA, 933 nt
Organism: Panicum hallii
Lineage: Eukaryota; Viridiplantae; Streptophyta; Magnoliopsida; Poales; Poaceae
Product: 54S ribosomal protein L19, mitochondrial-like
Exons: 2
Coding region: 194-661 (155 amino acids)
Biological process (GO): translation
Cellular component (GO): ribosome; large ribosomal subunit
Molecular function (GO): large ribosomal subunit rRNA binding; structural constituent of ribosome
Source: RefSeq, a predicted model, not a curated record